GUCGGUCACCUCCAAUUCCCCUCUGACGCCAAGUUAUUCUGUCUUCCCAGCCUCAUAACUCGCUUAAUCACUGGAUCUUUUAGAUCUACUUGUUUCUCCAUUCUAUUGUACUUUCUUGUAUCCAUCGUUCACUGACUCCAAAAGCCUUGAUGUCCAGCCUCGAAACACAACGUGUCGAGCGUGACGAAUAAGCUGUAUACCUCUUAAGUUCUCCUUCCACUCUCGCUUUAAUCCAUUCAAUAUGGAAUCGUCUCCUCCCAGGGCCGCGUCUAGUGGUGCCGGCCCUGUGGCAGGCGUGAAGCGUCCGGCCUCACUGCUACCAGCCUUCGAGCCUUUGAGCUCAUCACCUUCUCUCCCACGACCGCAGAAACGAAUAGCACGAGACGAGAGCGAUUACCCAACUCCAGUGCCAACCUCUUCAACCCAUGUCCUGUCAUCGUCUCCUCCCCACCUACCACUGUCUCGACCCAAGCUGCAGCGUAGUGUUUUCUCUACGAGUUCCGAACGCGCCCCAUUGUCGACGGUUCCUUCUCUGAUGCUCCCAGAAUCUGGCGAGCCUCUGCUCAUGGGAAGAUCUAGCGCGUCUUGCCAUCAUCAGCUCUCGGCGAAUCGGUUGAUAUCGCGUGUGCACGUCAAGGCAACCUACAAGUCGGCCGGCAACCCUUUCGAUCGUGAUCGCGUCGAGAUCGUGUGCACCGGAUGGAAUGGCAUAAAGUUACAUUGUCAAGGGAAAACAUAUGAUCUGGCCAAAGGAAAGACCUUCUCGUCAGAUAUCAAAGACGCGGAUAUUAUGAUUGAUGUCCAUGAUGCUCGUGUUUUGGUGCAAUGGCCUCGAAUCGACCGCAAAGGUUCCUCGGUGGACUCUGACCCAGCCUGGGAAGAAAGUUCUCCUCAGCGUAAUCCUAAAUCGCGUCCAAAUGGCGCCGAAAGCCCCUUGAGAGAACCGAUACGCCUCACAUCACCUAUAUCCCCAUCACCCGCGCUUCGGUCUCGCAUCCCGCCAUCUUCACCAUUACCUAGUCCUAGUCGCCUUCAGAACACGAUUACUAUCUACGAAGACAGAGUCUCGUCUACGGACGAAGGUGAAGAAGAGAAACUAACUCGCGAAUCACAUACCUGUCCCUUCGAGGCGUCGAAUGCCGCCGGUCAACACCUCGCGUCCAGCGACUUAUCACAAUCCUACGAAGAAUUUUCUGAUCAUGACGAGGAAAACGAUCCUAUUGUUCACUCAUUUGGUCCCUUCGGCGAAAACCUCUUACCACGUAUGGCGUCUUUCCGUGCUGGAGAUUCACCAUCAGUAAUUUCUCGUGUAUCUCGCCUCCAACCUGAACCUCUUCGACCAGUGAACUCGCCCCCGCAGCCACUUGUAGCUCAGGCUAGGAUCAAGGAAACAAAUGAAGAAUUCAAGAUCGAUGAAAAAAGAGAAGCUGCAAUUGCAGCCAUCCAAAAUCACGCCGCCAAUCAACUUGCCUUUUCUCGUCUAUCGUCGACUCCUUUCUCUACCAUCCUUCAGAACUUGCCGGUAACUCUCUGGAAAGAUGAAACAACUUUGGUUGAGCGAUUUUCACGACGGGAAAUUAGAACCAUUCUCGAAGAUUCGAAAUGCAUUGGCGAAGUUGCACGCGAAGGGAAAGACGCAGCCGGAAAAGCCUUAGAGAGUGAAUUUUACUACAUCCCCGAUUUUGAUGAAGAUGAUAUGCGUCGACAGGCUGUUGUUAAUGAUCUCCGCAAACCUGGUCUACGGAAUUGCAGAAAACAGCACAAGCAAUACUACUGGCGGAAACCAAAGUAACGUGGACCUGCAUCUCUUUCAACUGUGAACGUUUGCCUUGCAUUUAUUGUCGCGUUCGUUGUUACUCGAUACCAAAAUCAUACAUUCUUGUGAAAUACUUUGACACCAGGUUUUUAUAUCCCAUAAUUUCGCAUAGCGCUGCGUGGGCAUGUCCAUGUUGUAUUUAUUGUUUUCGACCCGACCCUUGAUAUUGUCGGGGAUGCUCCAUAUAUCGGUGACAUGGCCUUGAAUAUGAUGAAUUUAGUAUGUUGUGCCUCAACUGUUAUUACGAAGGUUUACAGCCAUGUGUCUACGUACAAUGAUUGUGUUCAUUGCACGAUUUACUAUAUGAUGGAGAUUCCUUUGCCAUACACCUUCGUCUUGAUAGCUUUAUGCCCCUGUCCGCCUUCUUCUGUUUAAUGUCCUGUAUGACUAGUAUUGUUGUAGUCAAUAACAUUUUAUUUAAAAAA
Talaromyces proteolyticus is the source of this 2241-nucleotide messenger RNA. RefSeq lists its product as uncharacterized. Lineage: Eukaryota; Fungi; Ascomycota; Eurotiomycetes; Eurotiales; Trichocomaceae. The transcript has 2 exons. Gene Ontology annotation, molecular function: protein binding. The coding region runs from base 242 to 1792 and encodes 516 amino acids. The record is from RefSeq and is a predicted model, not a curated record.